UACUCUAGUUGUCGCUAGUGAGCAUACGUUAACGACAUCUAUGAGAAUCUUAUGGAAAAAUCCAUUAGUACCACUCGAAUCCAACAGAUGGCUUGAAAUGUUGAAUAUAUUGCCAAUAUUGAAAAUAAUGCAAUGUUGUUUUGAACUUGCGCAGCAAGAGUUUCAUUAAGUGCGUCAGUUACCGUGCACCGCAGGCAUUCGAUUUCAUGCGCGAGUCACAAUAGAUAUGUUUUGACACAUCGUGACCUUAUCUGUUUGUAAACAAAGUGACCAUUUGCGUUGGUUUGUUGUGUGUUUAUCGUUGUUCUACAGUGUCGGUAGUUUUAAACAGUGAAAAAUAGUUAUUGGAUAACCAGUUUUGAGGAAAAAUGCCUACACAAUGUUGUGUCAGCUACUGCAGGUCGCGAUCCCAUCCAGAAGAACCGGUACCGCUUCACAGAUUCCCCCAGAGUGACCAUUUUCGUGAUGUAUGGAGACAGAUUCUUGAAGUUGGGCCCAUCAAGUUGUCUGCAUCGAGAGUGUGUGGGAAGCAUUUUUCCAUCUCCCAAUAUGAUAAUUAUGAUGCGAAAACAUUAAAAAUAAACACAUUCCCCGAUAUGCAGCUGCCACGAACUAGAAAAGUGAUUGAAGUACAGCAAAAUCCGAAAAGAGCGCAGAAGAGGACACACUCGGAGUAUAUUUAUUAUAAUGUCCGGAAGCACCGGACAUAUAUCCGGCGUCAAGACGCGUCCUACUCCGACGACAAAGAAAAUACUACGCCUGUGAUCCCACAAAAUGAGCCUAAAACCUCGGAAAAUCUUCGUCAUAUAUGUACGCAUUACUCACGAAUCCAACAAGUAAUGAAAGCUGAAACUAGUAAGCGUUCCAGAUCAAUGGACAGCGGCACCGAUAGCCCAUCGAUUUUUUCUGCUUCGAUGUUUGAAAAUGUUGGCCGUGAGGAAACUGUGACAACAGAAAAUCAAUUGAAGGAAAACGAAUAUCCAAGGUCUAGCAGCAACUCCCAUGGUCCAAGUGAGAAAAUCGGCCGAUUCAUCAUGUUUAAAGGCUUGUUCAACAUUGAUGGUCUAACCACACGACAUCUCAAGCACCUAACUGGACUAACAAAAUGUCAGUUUGAAUUUGUAUACGAUUUGUGCACUGAUCGCCAAACUGAAUGUCCGUACUACGGACUAGCUUUGAGGGAACAACUUUUGUGCACAUUUAUAAAAUAUAGAAAAGGAUGGGAAUUCCUAACAUUAGCCAUACUUUUCAAGCUGAAAGAGUCCACUGCUCGUGAUAUUUUUGUUUUCUGGACAAAUCUGCUGAACAGCCGAAUUGCAGCGAUAGAUUUUUGGGAAUUCGGUUCACGCCAAGAAGAUGAAUACAUAGCGAUAUUAGAUUGUACGGAAAUACCGAUGGAAAAACCGGAAUCACCAGAUAUACAGCAAGUAACAUUUUCAAAAUACAAAAAUACGAACACCUUCAAAGUGCUCGUUGCCAUAGAUGAGCAAGGAACAAUUUUGUUCGUCAGUGAUGCAUAUGGAGGAUCUGUAUCUGACAACAAAAUCGUUGAACUAUCUGGAAUCAUCGACAAGCUGCAUGAAGGCGAUCACAUUUUAGCAGAUAGAGGUUUCGAGCAAACUGACAUUUUGUCAGCGAAAGGAAUUAUACUCAAUCGGCCACCAAACAAAAAGGGCGAGCAAUUGAGUGAAGAAGAUGUUUUCAGAACUCGUGCGAUAGCCUCACGGCGCAUCGACGUUGAGCGUAUGAUAGGGUACGCAAAAACAUAUAAAAUUUUAUCACAUAAAGUGACGCACGCUAUGUUCCCAUUCAUGGAUAAAAUCAUAAAGGUGUUGUUCAAACUGACCAACUUCAGACCACCAAUUUGCAAGAUUGCAAAAGACCGAGUUAAAGAGGAUCUUGAACUUUGACACAGAUCUCAUAGCAAGAUUAAUAUGACUACAAUGUUGUUUCAGAUUCACAUACCGAAAAACCGUUAUGAAAUUCAAGUGAAUUCUCUAAUUUCAAUUCCGAAAACAAUAAAUGUUCAUGCAUCACCAAGGAAUAAUUUGUUUAUGUUUCAGUACAAAUAAAUAACAAAAAGUUUGCAGUA
Aedes aegypti (yellow fever mosquito) is the source of this 2092-nucleotide messenger RNA. RefSeq lists its product as uncharacterized. NCBI's taxonomy places the organism in Eukaryota, Metazoa, Arthropoda, Insecta, Diptera, Culicidae. The transcript is spliced from 4 exons. The coding region runs from base 369 to 1910 and encodes 513 amino acids. The record is from RefSeq and is a predicted model, not a curated record.